Akanthomyces muscarius is the source of this 1389-nucleotide messenger RNA. RefSeq lists its product as uncharacterized. The record is from RefSeq and is a predicted model, not a curated record. NCBI's taxonomy places the organism in Eukaryota, Fungi, Ascomycota, Sordariomycetes, Hypocreales, Cordycipitaceae. The transcript has a single exon. Bases 1 to 1389 code for a protein of 462 amino acids. Gene Ontology annotation, cellular component: membrane.
AUGUCUCGUGGUCGUGCCGCCACCGCCGCAGAAGUAGAGCUUACUUCGCACGGCAAGACGGAACUCGACAGCACAACGCCGAAUUCGAGGAGUGAUGGGCAAAAUGGAUUGUCUCCAAAUACACUUCGGCCAAAGUCUGAAGGCUUCAUGCCUGAAGCUAUUCGAGCACUGACUCCAAGCCCAAUUCUUAGCGGCCGAUUGUCUCCGUUCCCGCACGACGACAUGCGCAACAACCAGUCUGGGCUCACUCAGCCACCGUCGUUUAUUCGAAAAUUCUGGCAAAAUAAUCUACCGUCUAUAUGCGUCGCUUUAGCCCAAUUGUUUGGCGCCCUCAUGAAUCUUACCGCCAGGUUCAUGGAGCUAGAAGGCGACGGAAUGCAUCCUGUGCAGCUCUUAUUUUACAGACAAGGUCUCAGCGCUGUUGGCUGCUCUAUAUAUAUGUGGAAAGCCGGUUUUCCCGACUUCCCAAUACCGCACAAGGGCAUCCGCUUGCUACUGUUCGCCCGCUCCUUUUCCGGCUUCUUUGGGAUAUAUGGCAUGUGGUACUCAAUGAUGUAUCUGCCGCUCGCCGACGCAACAGUCAUUACGUUUCUGGCCCCGGGUGUCGCUGGCAUUAUAUGCUACUUUGCGCUCCGCGAACCAUUUACAAAGAUGGAGCAGCUCGCUACUCUGAUUGCCUUUUUCGGCGUCGUUCUCAUCGCACAGCCCGCCACCUUCUUCGCUGACUCGGGUAAAAAGUCAAGCCAUGAGCCAACUGAGGCCGGGGCUCUUCCAGGCAUGGACCACGAAGCAACCGCAAGAGAGCGUCUCGUUGCUGUUGCUGUUGCGCUCCUUGGCGUUUGCGGCGCGGCUGGUGCUUUUACAACUCUCCGAGCCAUUGGCAAGCAGACGCAUCCGCUCAUCUCGGUCAACUGCUUUGCGGCCAUCAGCACUUUGAUGUGUGCCACUAUACUUUGCGCAGCGCCAGCGCUCAACAUUUCACAACCGACGUUGCAGUGGAAGUUUUCAUACACGAUUAAGCAAGCCUUUCUUAUUGCUUUGAUCAGCCUCUUCGGAUUGAUCAUGCAGUUUCUGCUCACUGCGGGUCUGAGCAAGGAUAAAUCGAACAAGGCCAAUUCUAUGAUAUACACUCAUAUGCUGUUUGCUGCGAGCUUUGACUGGUGGGUCUUUGGCCAUCGGAUGGGAUUUAUCAGCUUUCUAGGAUGUGCAUUGAUUCUAGGCAGCGCCAUUGGAGUCAUGUUUCUGAAAAAGUCGCCGAAGGCUAUCGCGAAAGUAGAAGAUACUGAGGCGCAACAGAAUCUGCUAGAUGAGACCGAGGGCUCACCAAUGCUUAUGGAUGGCGGUGGCGCUGGUGCAAAUACAGAGCUGAAUGUCUUCCGGUCACGGUAG